This is a messenger RNA of Fragaria vesca subsp. vesca, 1915 nucleotides long. Its product is annotated as threonine synthase 1, chloroplastic-like. The record is from RefSeq and is a predicted model, not a curated record. Lineage: Eukaryota; Viridiplantae; Streptophyta; Magnoliopsida; Rosales; Rosaceae. The transcript has a single exon. Gene Ontology annotation, cellular component: cytoplasm. The coding region runs from base 1 to 1581 and encodes 526 amino acids. Gene Ontology annotation, biological process: L-cysteine biosynthetic process. Gene Ontology annotation, molecular function: threonine synthase activity; pyridoxal phosphate binding.
AUGGCUUCCUCCUCCUUACUCCACCCUUCUCUCUCCUCCCUCUCCCCAAAACGCACCGUUUCAUACCAAUCCCCCUCCCCCCGACGCCCACUCUCCGUAUGUUGCACCUCCUCCACAUUCGAUCCCACCUCCGCCGCCACAAACUCCUCCCCUCCACCUCACCGCACCCGCGCCGCCGAUGAGAACAUCCGCGACGAGGCCCGCCGCCACCGCCCUACUCCGCACAACUUCUCCGCCAAGUACGUCCCCUUCGAGGCCGUCGCGGCCGGCGGCGCUUCCCCGGAGUCCUACUCGCUCGACGAGGUCGUCUACCGCAGCCGCUCCGGCGGCCUGUUGGACGUCCAGCACGACAUGGAGGCCCUCGGCAAGUUCGACGGCGCGUACUGGCGCCGUCUCUUCGACUCGCGCGUCGGCCGCACCACCUGGCCAUACGGCUCCGGCGUCUGGAGCAAGAAGGAGUGGGUCCUACCGGAGAUCGACGACGACGAUAUCGUCAGCGCGUUUGAAGGAAACUCCAACCUCUUCUGGGCCGAGCGGUUCGGGAAGCAGUUCCACGGCAUGAACGAUCUGUGGGUGAAGCACUGUGGAAUCUCCCACACCGGAAGCUUCAAAGACCUAGGCAUGACCGUCCUGAUCAGCCAGGUCAAUCGUCUCCGAAAACUCAAACGACCUGUCGUUGGAGUCGGCUGCGCCUCCACCGGCGACACGUCGGCGGCUCUCUCUGCCUAUUGUGCUUCUGCAGGCAUUCCGUCGAUUGUGUUUCUUCCUGCGAAUAAGAUCUCCAUGGCGCAAUUGGUCCAGCCGAUUGCGAAUGGCGCUUUCGUGCUGAGCAUUGAUACUGAUUUUGACGGCUGUAUGAAGCUGAUCAGGGAAGUGACUGCAGAAUUGCCGAUUUACUUGGCCAAUUCGUUGAACAGUUUGAGGCUGGAGGGGCAGAAGACUGCGGCGAUUGAGAUAUUGCAGCAGUUCGACUGGGAGGUUCCGGAUUGGGUGAUUGUUCCGGGAGGGAACUUGGGGAAUAUUUAUGCGUUUUACAAGGGGUUUAAAAUGUGCCAGGAAUUGGGGCUUGUGGAUAGGAUUCCGAGGCUUGUUUGUGCUCAGGCGGCGAAUGCCAACCCGCUUUACUUGUAUUACAAGUCAGGAUGGAAGGAUUUCAAGGCGGUGACGGCAAAUACCACUUUCGCUUCGGCUAUACAGAUUGGUGACCCUGUUUCGAUUGAUAGAGCUGUGUAUGCGCUGAAGAGUUGCGACGGGAUUGUGGAGGAAGCUACUGAGGAGGAGCUGAUGGAUGCAAUGGCGCAAGCUGAUUCGACUGGGAUGUUUAUAUGCCCACACACUGGGGUGGCGCUGACGGCAUUGGAUAAGCUUAGGAAGAGUGGGGUUAUUGGAGCUGGUGAUCGGACCGUGGUGGUGAGCACUGCUCAUGGUUUGAAGUUCACACAGUCUAAGGUUGAUUAUCACUCGAAGGACAUUCCAGAGAUGGCUUGCCGGUUUGCCAAUCCACCAACGGAGGUCAAGGCAGAGUUCGGGGCGGUCAUGGAUGUUCUUCAGGACUUUUUGAAGUCUAAGAAGUCAAAGUGAGCUGAGCUUUUUGUAUCAAUGUAGCACUCGUAACUUGUGCACUUCACUUUUCUUUCUGCUUUGGUUUUGCUUUCUGGAUUUUGAUGUUGCAUAGGUUGCUUAUAAUUUCAGGCAAUUUCUUUUGUUUAUGUUCUAUACUUCCACAUAUGCUUGGUGAUUUUUAAGUAAAAACCAGCCCUCAUAACAUAGCAGAAGUUAGAAUAAGCUUUUGUAAGCAAGAAGGUAGAAUAUUUUCUAUUUACCAUCAGCUGUAACAGGGAUGUAACUUUCUAUAUUUCUAAACUUGUCAUACUGUUUACUCUAAUUCGUGUUUCGACUAUGAGAGAAUUUUCCC